AGAAGUUACGGAGAAAGUCCCCCAGGACUCUCUUCUUUCUUCUCGGUGACUCGCCAGCUAGAAAUCCCUCAGAAUGGGUGACUGGAGUGCUUUGGGAAGACUCCUGGACAAGGUGCAGGCUUACUCCACGGCCGGUGGGAAGGUCUGGCUCUCGGUUCUCUUUAUCUUCCGUAUUCUGGUACUGGGGACAGCCGUGGAGUCAGCCUGGGGUGAUGAGCAGUCUGCCUUUAAGUGCAACACCCAACAGCCUGGUUGUGAGAACGUCUGCUACGACAAAUCCUUUCCGAUUUCACAUGUGCGCUUCUGGGUGCUGCAGAUCAUAUUCGUUUCCACACCAACACUCCUUUACUUGGCCCAUGUGUUUUACCUCAUGCGGAAGGAGCAGAAGCUCAAUCGCAAAGAAGAAGAGUUGAAGGCAGUGCAAAAUGAUGGAGGUGAUGUGGAGGUCCCCCUGAAGAAAAUUGAGCUGAAAAAGCUCAAAUAUGGCUUGGAGGAACACGGCAAAGUGAAGAUGAAGGGCGCCCUCUUGCGAACCUACAUUGUCAGCAUCUUCUUCAAAUCUAUCUUUGAGGUGGGUUUCCUGGUGAUCCAGUGGUACAUGUAUGGCUUCAGCCUAAAUGCUGUCUAUACAUGCGAGCGUUCACCAUGUCCACACAGGGUAGACUGUUUCCUCUCCCGACCCACUGAGAAGACGGUUUUCAUCAUCUUCAUGCUGGUCGUCUCUUUGGUGUCUCUGCUGCUCAAUGUCAUUGAGCUCUUCUACGUGUCCUUCAAAAGGAUCAAAGACCGUGUGAAGGGCAAACAGAAUCAGUACCCCCUUGGCGGCACCUUGAGCCCCACGCCCAAGGAGCUGUCAACCUCCAAAUAUGCCUACUACAAUGGCUGCUCCUCCCCCACUGCCCCCCUGUCUCCCAUGUCACCACCAGGCUACAAGCUUGCCACUGGCGAGCGGACCAACUCUUGCCGUAACUACAACAAGCAGGCCAAUGAGCAGAACUGGGCCAACUACAGCACAGAGCAGAACCGACUAGGCCAAAACGGUAGCACCAUCUCCAACUCUCACGCGCAGGCCUUUGACUACCCUGAUGACACACAUGAGCACAAGAAACUAACGGCAGGUCACGAGCUGCAGCCCCUAGCCUUGAUGGACCCGCGGCCAUGCAGUCGGGCCAGCAGUCGCAUCAGCAGCAGGGCACGGCCUGACGACCUGGACGUCUAGUCGUGCCUGUUAGCAUGAGGCUGCUAUGCCAGGGAAGAGACAAAGAGCCCAUGGGGAGGCAGUAAGCAGUGUUGAAGGGGUUGGAGAACACCCUGUACACUGUCCUCAUGCUAGACUGUAGUUGAUACAGACACAUAAAAUUACUCACCCUGCUGGAGGUACUAUCCAUUAAUGAUGAUGUUUCUGAAACUAGUGGA
Molecule: messenger RNA, 1416 nt
Organism: Chanos chanos (milkfish)
Lineage: Eukaryota; Metazoa; Chordata; Actinopteri; Gonorynchiformes; Chanidae
Gene: gja1b
Product: gap junction protein alpha 1b
Exons: 2
Coding region: 74-1219 (381 amino acids)
Biological process (GO): cell communication by electrical coupling; heart development; cell-cell signaling
Cellular component (GO): connexin complex
Molecular function (GO): gap junction channel activity
Source: RefSeq, a predicted model, not a curated record